CUUCCCAUCUUCUCCAGAUCUCUCCACAGCCAUGGAAAAGGCAAUCAAGAUCAUAAGAAGCUCAAUUCAUUCCUACUUCUGCAACUACCAGACCUUUGCCUCCCUUGCAACAAUUCUCAUCUUCCCUGCCUCUGCUGCCACUCUCCUCUCCACAUCUCUCAUUCCUUUAUAUUCCCCCACUUCUUCUUCUUCUUCAUCAUCAUCAACUCAUCUUACUUCCAUCUCUCACCGCCUUCGCUCGCUCUUUGAAGCAGCAAGCUUCCCUCUCAAUUCUCACCUCUUUGACAUUCUCUGCCUCAAGCUCUCACAAACAAUCCUCUCCUUCCUCCUCACUCUCCCCUUCACACUCACCUUCUUUACUCUAUCCAAAGCAUCCAUCAUAUUCGCCGCCCGCGAAUUCCCUCGAUACCGCCAUGCCUUACCUUCCCUCUCCUCAAUCCUCCAUCUUUACCCUCCUCUUCUACUCACACAUCUCUUCACCAUCUUCAUCAUUCUCUCUGCUAACGUAGCUAUCUUCUCAAUGUUCUUAAUAGCAUUCUUCGCCGUCGGUGAACUCGGCCUCACCUCUAGAACUUCAGUUCUAAUGCUAUCAGGGCUUGCCACCAUACUAUACUCAACAGUCGUCGCAAAUGUAUUAGUGAUUUGCAAUCUUGCAAGCAUAGUUUCAGCAAUGGAGAACUGUAGUGGCUACACAGCAGUUCUGAAAGCUUGUGUGCUAAUCAGAGGAAGAGCUGCAGUUGCUUUAUCUCUGGCAUUCUGUUCAAAUUUGGUCAUGGCUGCAACAGAAGCUCUAUUUCAGAUUAGAGUGAUGAGGAUAUAUAACCAACAUGGAAUAUUUGAUCUGUCUCUUAUGUUUGAGGCUUUCACAAUAAUUUAUAUGUACUCCAUUCUCAGUGUACUAGAUAUUAUCAUCAGCUGCUGCUUCUACAAGAGUUGCAGGUAUGAAUUGUUAGUAAAAUAUGAAGGUCAGAUUGCUAGAGUUAGAGAAUUUGAAUCAGAAGAGAAGAACGAUCUGAAAGCUUGAUGUAUCAGUUUGUUUUCUGAAGAAAUGUACAGAAGUUUUUACGA
Messenger RNA from Dendrobium catenatum, 1068 nucleotides. RefSeq lists its product as uncharacterized. NCBI's taxonomy places the organism in Eukaryota, Viridiplantae, Streptophyta, Magnoliopsida, Asparagales, Orchidaceae. The record is from RefSeq and is a predicted model, not a curated record. The transcript has a single exon. Bases 32 to 1024 code for a protein of 330 amino acids.